Messenger RNA from Podarcis muralis (Common wall lizard), 3310 nucleotides. It is a transcript of the gene GFRA4, whose product is annotated as GDNF family receptor alpha 4. Gene Ontology annotation, biological process: nervous system development. The record is from RefSeq and is a predicted model, not a curated record. Gene Ontology annotation, cellular component: signaling receptor complex; external side of plasma membrane. NCBI's taxonomy places the organism in Eukaryota, Metazoa, Chordata, Lepidosauria, Squamata, Lacertidae. Gene Ontology annotation, molecular function: glial cell-derived neurotrophic factor receptor activity.
CGGCGGGAAGGUCCGAGGAGUGGCGGGGGCGCGGGAGGUGAUGGAGGGUGGUCGGCGAGCGGCGCUCCUCGUCCCUUUGGAAAGCUCUGUCUGCUCCUGCCCCUUUAAGGCUGCUCCAGCUGUUUCCCUGACCAGGCAGAGAGAAAGCAGCGUUUCGGAGCAGAGGCAGGCACAGAGCUGAGAAAAGCUGCGAGGAGGAAGGAGCCGGUGCACCCAGCUCCCGAAAUUAGGCUGGCCUCUUUGCUUCCCACCCGCGACUCCCUGCUUUUGCGCACCGAACCCAAGACGGACUGCAGGAGCUAUGGAUGUCCUGUCUACUUGACCUGAUAGGGUACCUGAUCUCCGCCUUGAAUUCCAAACUGGGUGGCGAGUGUAGGGCUUUCAUCCCCCCUUCUUCCUUUCUCCUCUCUGCGAGAAGUUUGCAAAGGAGACGGGAGGGGGGAGCCCGCUCGCUUGACUCGAUCUCGAAGUUAGAGAGGGAUAUGCGAAGCAGGAGAAGCCCAUCCGCUCCUUCCUGAACCACCUUGGCAGGAACUGAAGGGCUAAGCCGUCCAGCAGAGAUGCUCUCCCAUCAGGACCAAGGCUGGGUCCCCCAAAGCGCUUGGGGAUUCUUAUGCGUUUGGGAUUGAAGGGGUCAAGAACUGUCCUCUUUUGAUUCCCUCCCCACCUCCUCCUCCUCCUGAGCUUUUGCCACACGGGAAGAAGGGCCCGGGAUCUAACCCAGGAUGAAGGGGAUCUUGUACAUUUUCACGCUGAUCCUGACAGAAGGGAUGACCGAUGUGGCCAGCUCGGCCCGGGACUGCCUGCAGGCUGGCGAAUCCUGCACCAAUGACCCCAGCUGCAGCUCCAAAUUCCGGACCCUCCGGCAAUGCAUCGCUGGCAACGGCGCCAACAAGCUGGGUCCGGACGCUAAGAGCCAGUGUCAGAACACAGUGACAGCCCUUCUGUCCAGCCAGCUCUACGGCUGCAAGUGCAAACGGGGCAUGAAGAAGGAGAAGCACUGCCUCAGCGUCUACUGGAGCAUCCACCACACCUUGAUGGAAGGCAUGAACGUCAUGGAGAGUUCCCCUUACGAACCCUUUGUGAGGGGCUUUGACUACGUCCGAUUGGCUUCCAUCACUGCAGGCUCCGAGAACGAGGUCACCCAGGUGAACCGCUGCUUGGAUGCCGCCAAGGCCUGCAAUGUGGACGAGGUUUGCCAGCGCCUUCGGACCGAGUACGUCUCGUCCUGCAUCCGCCGCACGGCCCGGGCGGACACCUGCAACCGCUCCAAGUGCCACAAGGCCUUGCGGAAGUUCUUUGACCGCGUGCCCCCCGAGUACACGCACGAGCUGCUCUUCUGCCCCUGCGACGACACGGCCUGCGCGGAGAGGCGCAGGCAGACCAUCGUGCCCACCUGCUCCUACGAGGCCAAGGAGAGACCCAACUGCUUGGCGCCGCUCGACUCCUGCCGGGUGAACUACGUCUGCAGAUCCCGUUACGCCGAGUUCCAGUUCAACUGCCAAUCCUCUGCGCAGUCUGCGACAGGGUGCCAGAGGGAGAAUUACGCUGCCUGUCUGCUGGCCUAUACUGGGAUCAUAGGUAGUCCCAUCACCCCAAACUACAUCGACAACUCGACGUCAAACAUUGCACCCUGGUGUACGUGCAACGCUAGCGGGAACAGGCAGGAGGAAUGCGAGAACUUCCUACACCUCUUCACAAAGAAUCUCUGCCUCCAGAAUGCCAUCCAGGCCUUUGGCAACGGGACGUACCUGAGCGCCGCCCUGGGCUCCUCCACCCCUCCCACGACGCAGAUGCGCAAGCAGGAGAGGAACGCCAACAAGGCAGCAGCCACCCUCAGAGAGAACAUCUUCGAACAGCUACAGCCCACCAAGGUAUCUGCAGAGGAGAAGCUUCUACAAGAUGCCACCCACCUAGCGUCUGACGGCUCCAGCUCAGCGCUGUCACUGGCCAUGAACGGCUGGUUGGUGAUGUGGUGUUCCACUUCUACCAGUACAUUCCUCCUGGCGUCCAUGUGAAUUGGAGCGCGCCCACACUCAAGCGCCCUGACCGGACUGCUCUCCGUUUGUUUGUUUUCGAAUCGGGGAGCUGGGGCGAAAGGCCUCACCAGCUCCUGGCUACCUCCCUCUUCAAGGUUAUCGGGAGGAAAGGAAAGACACUCAUCUCAUCAGCUUGUUUGUCGACACCUUUCUGGUGAGCCACAAUGUGUUCAUCUGUGGAAGGACCCAGAAAUCAGUCCCUGCAAGGAAGCGUGUGAUCCAUCAUGGGUUACAGCAAGGACUAAUUCACAUUAGCUUCUUUUGCCCCCCAUAUUUAGCAGGUCAGUAAAAGUUUCCUGCUUUGGUAGGCUGAAACAGUCUUAGGAACAUCCCCAGCACACUAGGAUUUUGCUGCCAUCUCGGAAAACCUUCCAAGAAUGGGUUGAAGUAGGCUAUCGCCCCAACUUCUCCAUGUUUUGAGUCAAAGAACUGGACUGCUUCAUCAUGCCAAUACUCCCAUCUUGCGGUAGUGACACCACCCAAUCUCCAUAUUUUUUUUAAGAAGGGGAGGGGGAGGGAAGAACUGAGCGCUUUGUCCUUGAGACCUGGGUCUCCAGACUCAGAAUGAGAUAGACAAGUCUGGGUAUCUUGACUCUCUCCUUGGCCACAAUUUUUGGGUGGGAAAUGGGGUCUAUAAUCUGUUGAGCGGAGGGCUUUGGUUUGAAAAUCCAUGCUUGUUUGGAGCUUCACGAGGAGAGUUUAGACAGGACCAGCAGGACUGAACUUCUGAACCACCCAUUCUUACCAGCAAGGCAUUGACUUGGUUCCAGCACAGCACCUCGAAGGAUAAAACCACACCUCACCUGAUACUCUACAAGAGAGCAAUUGUAGAUGGACCUGGAAUCUUCUCAUGCAACUGGUGUGUGCUUCUUCAGCCUGGGUGGCCCUUCUAGACACUUGUAUUGAAGGCCGAUUCAUGCUGCUGAUUCACUGAACUCCUCAACGCAAUCCACUGAGUUAAAUUUGAGAGACUCCCUUACUUUCCUCAGUGAUUUUCAAAGGACAGUUUGGUACUUACCGCAGAAAACCCAUCCCUGUAAUUUGGUCCAGGAAAGAGAUUGCAGGACAGAAGUCUUUAAAAUCUUAAUCUCAAACAUUUCAACCGUCUGGUAUUUUGAGAUCCCCAAACAACACAUCUUGCACAUCCAAACAUUUGCUGCCGGAAAACAGAAGCCACUGGAAUCGGAGGCAGAAUGUCACCUUCAGGACUGAUGUCCAGAUGCACAAAUUGACCACUCAGCCAAACGUUUGAAUUAUAUAUUCUCAGAGAA